Molecule: messenger RNA, 1590 nt
Organism: Syzygium oleosum
Lineage: Eukaryota; Viridiplantae; Streptophyta; Magnoliopsida; Myrtales; Myrtaceae
Exons: 3
Coding region: 255-1340 (361 amino acids)
Source: RefSeq, a predicted model, not a curated record
UUGGGCUAAAAGAUUCUUGCUUCUCUUCAUUCCACCAUUUUCCUGGACUCCCGCUUCUCCGUCGCGGGCAUUUUUUCAUCGGGGAAUCAUCAGCAAGCUUUUGCCAGAUUAUGGCACAGCAUAUUUCAUACAACCACAUGAAGACUAUUGCAUGUUGAGUCAGCCACCCAAGCGAAUUAAGUAGUUUUAUAUCCCCGCCGGUUUUCCCCUAGCAAAUUUCACCAGGACUACCCAAAUCGUGGCUCAGUCUUCCAAUGGAUGCCACCAAAAUUCUGGACGGCGUCCAAUAUGCCGUCGAUUUGGUUCGAAAGGUCAGCAGCGACACCAACAAAGUCAAAGGGAAGAUGGGUUCUCUGAAAAGGACUAUGGGAAUGUUGUCGGCCAAGAAGGCUGACGUAAGUUUCGAACUAGAGCAGGAAGAGAGGCGACCAGGAAAGAAAAGGAAGGAAGAAGUUGACUUUUGGAUGCAAAGUGUAGCAUCGGUGGAGGAUCGAGUCCACAGGGUAGGACGAAAACUUGAAGAGGGGCAUUUCCUUUCUCCUCUCAUAUUGGAGAAUGAGGUGAAUGACCUUAAGACUGAAGUGGAAGAAUUGCACAAGAUGGGUAGAUUUGAGGACGGUCUCACGCUGGAUGUGGAACAAGACCCAGGCUUCGAAAUACGACCAGGUGAACUAGUGGGACAAGCUUCUCAACCAGAAAGGCUCAUCUCCUGGGAGAUCAACUGUGGCGGCAGGGUGCUCCUAGUGCGUCCUGCUCAACAGUGGGGAGUGGACAAAACCUUCCUGAAGCAUAUAGGUGAUCAAACUGGACCAGAUUGGACAGGGUUCAACUUGGUCAAUGGAUCGGAAGAAGGCACUGCUGGUAUGACACUAACUAAUGCUGCUGACUAUUUUAAAGGAGAAACACUGGAGGAUCGAGUCGCCAAGUUCAGACCAGUUACAAUGGUGCGUUUCCUUUCUCCUUCCAAGGUGGUGGAUGUUGGGAGUGACCUUAUGACUGAAGUGAAAGAAUUGCACGAGAUGGGUAGAUUUGAGGACGGUCUCACGCUGGAUGGGGAACCGUACUCAGGCCUUAAACUAUGGGGACCAGACGACGCUUCUCUAAAAGAAGCGUUUGACCUCUUGGAUGGCUCGAGGAACGAAAAGGCGCUAGUGGGCGUUUGGGGACAGGGGGGAGCGGACAAAACCAUUCCGCGGAAGCAUUUGCGUGAUGAAUUUGAGGAAAAACUGAUCAAGCGGUUAGGAAAGUUGGAAGAGGAAGGGCGGGGGUCCGAGUGCCUUGAUGAAUAUGACUGGGAUGCUAGCGGGGCAGAAUCAUCUGUGAUUCCAAUUCCAAGUUAGAGAGGUUCGUUCCGAAAGGGGUGUAUGGACGAUUCUCCUAUCCCCUCUGUAUGUCGCGCUUUUCUCCCUCAGGACACCGGAUAAAUAAAUAUUUUAGUUUGAACAAUCUUUCUUCACGUCAUUCCUAGUUGACGCAACGCAGCGUCAAGGAAAUUUGAAUUUUCGUUCUUCUCCUUUCUCUAUCAUUGCAGCGAUUUGACCAGUUUGAUGCGUGAAUGAGGACGUCUGGACUAAAGGGUUUCUUGGUUCC